AUGUCGCUGCCGCCUUUUGCACCAAUUCCACCGGCCACCGUCCGCAUCAGCUUGGGACCUGAAGAGUGGGAAGCAUGUCUGGACGCCUGGUUGACGCUCUCUGAAAUGGCCCUGCGAGUUACAGUCUCCGAAAUCAACUCAAUAACAGGCAUUGAUGGAUCUCUGUCAACGUACCUGGUCUCGUUCUAUUCCGAAAUCUCAGACCUCAAACAGAGCGACGCCACGCUGAGAAACGCUAAGACCGUGUCCAUCCUCAAAGUCAACUUCCGACUUGUGAAGCGAAUAUGGAUAGAGUCGGAUGCAGUACCACCAUCGCUCCUCAGUUUCGACGUUUUGUCGAAGUUCUGCCAUGCGCAUACUCGAGUGCCAGACCUCCCAGUUACACAGCAGCUCUUGAGUGAGCUAUGGAAGCGGAGAUCAAGCGCCUUCACCCUUGUCCUGCAGAAACAGAAAGACGCCAUGAUUCUUUCACUCGAUUCGAAGAACACCGAUAGCGUCAUGAAGCCACUCACUCAAUUGGCUCCACUGAUGCAUAUGUCGUUUGACAUUAGUGCCUUUUUCAUGACCGGCUCGGACUUCAUAGAUUCCCUCAACUCAGCAUAUGAUCGCAGUCCGAUCGAUGAUCAGAGGAAGGCGAUAUCGAUGAUUGUAUAUCUUGGUCUGUUGUCUCUUGUGAAGACGGAGCCGCCGACGCUUUCACUUCUGUCCGACCACCUUUACUCCUUGAAGAGCUCAGCUGAGAAAUCUCCGGGCUCGCUGUUGCUGGCAGAUGUCAUCUCAAACAGUCAGCUUGUUUCGAAAGUCCGACAAUCACUGUCUGGCAGGGCACCAGAUAGACUUUCAAAGCUGCUCGACUCGCUUGACACCUACCGUACCCCCAGUCUGACCAGACCAAAGAAACGCAAGAGAAGAGCGGCGUCGAGGGCCAAGGGCAAACAGAAGCAGCAGCAGCCAGAUGCUGCCCUUCACAUGCAUCGCAUGAGUCUCGUCACUCAAAUUCAAGAUCUUUUCCCAGACCUCGGCUCGGGAUUCGUGCUCAAGUUGCUUGACGAGUACAACGACGAUGUCGAACAAGCCACGGCACAUCUGUUGGAAGACAGCCUCCCACCACAUUUGGCUUCACUUGACAGGACUGAACAAGCACCUGUGCAUGACAAUGACUGGCAAACUGAGGUCGACCACCUUGCGCCUAAACCAACACCUCCCCUAACUGCGUCUUUCGUUCCAGAACGACGCAAUGUCUUCGACGACGAUGAGCUUGAUCAACUGCAGCUCGGCACGAGUCGUUUGCACAUUGGCAAACAGGACAGAAACGAAGACGCUGAGCAGCAGCCGAAUAAAGCCGCCAUCCUGUCAGCCCUUGCUGCAUUCGACUCUGAUGAUGAUGAGAGAGACGAUACCUAUGAUGUUGAAGAUGUUGGCGGCACAGUCGAUAACGCACAUCCUGAUGGUGAACCAGGGCCUGCUGCCAGAAUCUCACAAGAAGAGAACGACAUGGCACUCUUCACAGCGUACAAGUCUUCGCCUGAGCUCUUCGGUCGAACAUUUGAUGUGAGGAGGGGCCAAGCACGGCAAGCCCUGAAGGCCGAGACAGGGAUGACGGACGAAGCCAUCGAAGGCUGGGCGAUCAUGCUGCAGCGAGAUCCAAAACGGCUCAAGCGACUUGAGGCUCAGACGGGCGCUUUCGACGGCAGGCAGACGGAGCUCGCUAGCACUUCGUACCGCGAGAGUCCAGGUGGCACCGAGACCGAAGACUCAGAUGCACCUCAAGGCAGCAGAGGUGGCUUCCAUGGCAGAGGACGAGGUCGAGGCGGCAGAGGUCGUGGUCGAGGUGGCAACGUCGCUGGUGAAUCCAAUGACCCGGCUACUGCGCAAGCACAGCGACGCAAGGAGGCGAAUAAGAGCAGCAGAGCCAACCAUAACCGCCGGGAUCAACGAGCUCGCAAGAUGGCUCGCGGUGGCUUCCCAGGGUAA
Molecule: messenger RNA, 1974 nt
Organism: Zasmidium cellare ATCC 36951
Lineage: Eukaryota; Fungi; Ascomycota; Dothideomycetes; Mycosphaerellales; Mycosphaerellaceae
Exons: 1
Coding region: 1-1974 (657 amino acids)
Molecular function (GO): ubiquitin binding
Source: RefSeq, a predicted model, not a curated record